Molecule: messenger RNA, 786 nt
Organism: Cannabis sativa
Lineage: Eukaryota; Viridiplantae; Streptophyta; Magnoliopsida; Rosales; Cannabaceae
Exons: 1
Coding region: 1-786 (261 amino acids)
Source: RefSeq, a predicted model, not a curated record
AUGAAGCAUACUCUGGCUUCUCUAUGGCAGCCAGGCAGAGGAGUAUUCAUCAAGGAAUUAGAGCCAAAUCUUUAUAUUUUCCAAUUUUAUCAUGAAGUGGAUAUCCAGAGAGUGGUCGAUGGUAGUCCCUGGACUUUUAAUAGAAAUCAACUGAUUUUUCAAAGGUUAAAGAAAGGUGAAGAUCCUAGAAGUAUUACCCUGACUAGUUUAGAGUUGUGGGUUCAAUUACACAAUCUCAAAACUGGUUUCAUGACAGACGUCGUUGUAAAUAAUGUGGCUAAUUACAUAGGUACUUUUGUCAAGUCAGACCCCAAAAACUUCAUGGGAAUCUGGCGUGACUACCUACGUGUUAUAGUCACUAUUAAUAUCGAGAAGCCGCUAAAGAGGAGGAUGAAGCUGAAGAAGACAAAUGGGGAAUGGAUAUGGUGUAACUUCAAGUAUGAAUUUAUUCCUACCUUUUGUUUCAUAUGUGGUCUAAUAGGACAUUCUGAAAGGUUCUGUCCUCGUUUAUUUGAUAAACCAUUGGAAGAAUUAGAAAAACCCUAUGGAAUUUGGAUGAAAGCGGAACCAAGGAGAAGACACAACCAAACUGGUUCAAGGUGGUUGCGCACUGGAACGGAUGCUGAUGCUCAGUUUUCCGAUGAGACAACCGAUCAAGGUGUGAAUAUGGAGACAUUUAAUGCAGUUAAUUCUCAUGAUCAGCGUAUCAAUACCGUCAAUGCUAGAGUUGACAAUGCAAGAAUUGUGGAAAGCAGAGGAAAUCAAGGAAAUCAAGGAGUAAAUUAG